Molecule: messenger RNA, 1278 nt
Organism: Plodia interpunctella (Indianmeal moth)
Lineage: Eukaryota; Metazoa; Arthropoda; Insecta; Lepidoptera; Pyralidae
Exons: 1
Coding region: 12-776 (254 amino acids)
Molecular function (GO): oxidoreductase activity
Source: RefSeq, a predicted model, not a curated record
UGUCAGCCACGAUGGACUUCGUCAACAAAGUGGUCGUAAUCACUGGCGCCAGUUCCGGAAUCGGAGCAGCUGCUGCAACAAUGUUCGCGAACCAAUCCGCCAAACUUGUGCUCGUCGGCCGAAACGAAACUGCUUUGAAGGAUGUCGCCGAUAAAUGUGAGGCGGCCAAAGGAAACAAACCAAUAAUCGUCAAAGCUGAACUAAAUAUUGAUGAUGAUGUCAAAAAUAUUGUUGCUAAAGCUGUUCAGCACUUCGGACGCAUAGAUGUUCUUGUUAAUAACGCCGGGAUUGGGGUACGAGGUAGCAUUCGGGAUGGAGUCGAACUAUACGACAGAGCAAUGGCAACAAAUGUUCGAGCCCCUUACUUAUUAAUCAGUCUUGCUACACCGCACCUUGUGAAGUCUAAGGGAAAUAUCGUGAAUGUCUCCAGCGUUGCUGCAUUCAAGCCUAUUAGGGACGUGGAUUUCUUGCCAUACUGCACGUCUAAGGCUGCCCUUGAUCAGAUUACGAAGUGUGUAGCUAUUGAGUUAGCUAAGGAUGGUGUGAGGGUUAAUUCGGUUAAUCCUGGCGCUACGAGGACACCGUUCGUUCAAUCGGCAGGCUUCAGUAAAGAACAGAUGCAGGAAUUGUACAAAGCGAGAGAUAAAACUCUGCCGCUUGGGAAAAUGGCUGAAAGUGCGGAUGUGGCGGAUUUAAUUGUUUAUUUGGCAAGCGACCGAGCCCGCAGUAUCACGGGAUCUAUUUAUGUGAUAGAUAACGGAGAAUUGUUGUCUUAGCCGCCCUUUGUUUUAUAGUGGAAUGGUGCUUUAUUGUGCUAAGAAUUGUGUUAGAAAUACUCGACAAUCGGAAAUAUGUAGUACUUAAUUCGAGUUUAUUUUAUUUUGAAUUUAUUUUUGUUUAUUCAAAUUAUUUUAAUGUAGAAUUUAUGAUAAUUUGGUAAGUAUUAAAAUUAUAAAUUAUCGAAUUAAAAUUGUAGCUUUUAUAAAAUAAACAUAAUCUAGUGUAAGUAUUGCCUCAUUUUGCAAUGAUUGGUAGAGGUUAUUAUAAUCAUUUGUUUUGAGAACUCGUAUAAUAGAAAUAUCACAAAGUAUAUUAUAAAAAAACUAAGUCGUUCGGCUAGCAAGUUGCGUUUUCAUUCAUUUCAGUUCCAAAAUAAGACCUUCAUAACUUCUGGUACAAAGAACUAUCGUACAUUAGUUCAACUUUUGGCUCUGCAUAAAUAAAGUUAGCGUGUGUAAUAGACUUAUAUACUACAAGAAUAAGAACAUACGAGUGUAA